Molecule: messenger RNA, 5218 nt
Organism: Hemibagrus wyckioides
Lineage: Eukaryota; Metazoa; Chordata; Actinopteri; Siluriformes; Bagridae
Exons: 3
Coding region: 323-1930 (535 amino acids)
Source: RefSeq, a predicted model, not a curated record
UUUGAUGGCAGUCGAACCUGGAGGCAAUUUCCCCAACUGGGACUCUCUUAACCUUGUUCUAGUAGUUUAACAGCCUCUGGUGGAUUUCUGGUUAACAUUUCCUUAGUCACAAGGGUUAAUUAGAAGAUCGUGUGAUAUCCAGUGCAAAGGAGACCCAAUGAACCAAACUAAACAGACAACUCUGUGGAUGGACAUGUAGAGCUUUUCCUAUGAGUAGGGAACACGGAGGCAGUGUCCAGGAUGGGAUUGUUCCAGGAGUUUCACACUGAAGAUAGGCCUCAUCUUCUCCACUUGUUGCAGGAAUUUCAGCUGUAGUGGCCAAAUGAGGUAUGUAGGUGGUAAAAUUGCUGUCUUUACCGACACCACUGCUGUCUUUACCGACACCACUGCUGUCUUUACCGACGCCACUGCUGUCUUUACCGACGCCACUGCUGUCUUUACCGACGCCACUGCUGUCUUUACCGACGCCACUGCUGUCUUUACCGACGCCACUGCUGUCUUUACUGACGCCACUGCUGUCUUUACUGACGCCACUGCUGUCUUUACUGAUGCCACUGCUGUCUUUACUGACGCCACUGUUGUCUUUACUAUUGCCACUGCUGUCUUUACUGACACCACUGCUGUCUUUACUGAUGCCACUGCUGUCUUUACUGAUGCCACUGCUGUCUUUACUGACGCCACUGCUGUCUUUACUGACACCACUGUUGUCUUUACUAUUGCCACUGCUGUCUUUACCGAUGCCACUGCUGUCUUUACCGAUGCCACUGCUGUCUUAACUGACGCCACUGCUGUCUUUACCGAUGCCACUGCUGUCUUAACUGACGCCACUGCUGUCUUUACCGAUGCCACUGCUGUCUUAACUGACGCCACUGCUGUCUUAACUGACGCCACUGCUGUCUUUACUGAUGCCACUGCUGUCUUUACCGAUGCCACUGCUGUCUUUACCGAUGCCACUGCUGUCUUUACUGAUGCCACUGCUGUCUUUACUGAUGCCACUGCUGUCUUUACUGACACCACUGCUGUCUUUACUGACGCCACUGCUGUCUUUACUGACGCCACUGCUGUCUUUACUGACACCACUGUUGUCUUUACUGACACCACUGUUGUCUUUACCAUUGCCACUGCUGUCUUUACUGACGCCACUGCUGUCUUUACUGACACCACUGUUGUCUUUACUGACACCACUGUUGUCUUUACCAUUGCCACUGCUGUCUUUACUGAUGCCACUGCUGUCUUUACCGAUGCCACUGCUGUCUUUACUGACGCCACUGCUGUCUUUACUGAUGCCACUGCUGUCUUUACUGUUGCCACUGCUGUCUUUACUGUUGCCACUGCUGUCUUUACCGAUGCCACUGCUGUCUUUACUGACACCACUGCUGUCUUUACUGACACCACUGUUGUCUUUACUAUUGCCACUGUUGUCUUUACUGAUGCCACUGCUGUCUUUACCGAUGCCACUGCUGUCUUAACUGACGCCACUGCUGUCUUUACUGAUGCCACUGCUGUCUUUACUGUUGCCACUGCUGUCUUUACUGUUGCCACUGCUGUCUUUACCGAUGCCACUGCUGUCUUUACCGAUGCCACUGCUGUCUUUACCGAUGCCACUGCUGUCUUUACUGAUGCCACUGCUGUUUUUACUGACACCACUGCUGUCUUUCCUGACACUGCUGUUUUUGUUGUCUCUGGUGUUUUGUCUGGUUUUGUUUUCUUUUCUUUUUUAUGUGCGCUGUUUCAUGCCAGUGCUACCUUGAUUGCGCUUCCUGCUUCGGCAUGUGUUGAAUCGAUGCAGCAUGUGCGACAUCGUCCUUCAUCGUUUUGCGUCGGAUUUUUUACUUUUUUGAAUUACACUACUCACAAAAAGUUAAGGAUAUUUGGCUUUCGGGUGAAAUUUCAGGAUGCACCUAAAAUGCACUAUAACCUUUACAGGUGAACUUAAUUUGACCUUCUCUACACUUUUGAAUGCACAUGUCCAACUGUUCAGUGUUUCAGUACUUUUUGCAUAAUUUGCUGUUCUCUAACAAGGUGCUUAAUGGCAAAAUUCACAACUGGUGUUUGAUCCAUGAAUCGACCAAUACAUUUUCUGGUUCAAAUGGAAUUGGUAUUUAAACAGUCCUCUUCAUCAUGCUGUUCAUAUAUUGACAUCAUGAGACCAAGACCACACCUAACAAUUGAUCAACAGUACCUCGACCUUGCGAGGCUUCAAACAGGAUGUUCUCAGAGGGAAGUGGCCACUGAGCUUAGCGUGUCACUGAGUGUCAUCAGCAGGUUGCGACAGAGAUACAGAGAGACUGGAAGAGUCACAGAAAGGCAUAGAAGUGGCCACAUCCCACAUUGAUGACCGCUUCAUUGUGAACAGUGCCCUGGGGAACCGGAUGAUAAAUGCCACUCAACUCCAGGCACAUUUAAGGAAGGUGAGAGGCACCCAAGUGUCAUGUCAGACCAUUUGAAACCGUUUACAUCAGCGUGGUCUGCGUGCUAGACGACCUGCAAGGGUACCUGACCACACCACCAGGCCAGGGAGUAUUUACGCUGGACGAGGGACCAGUGGGCCUCAGUGCUGUUCUCUGAUGAAAGUCGAUUCACGCUGAACAGAAAUGAUGGCCGCCAACGAUGUUGGAGAUGUCAAGGAGAGCGCUAUGCAUCAGCCACUGUUGUCACCAGACGAGCCUUUGUUGAUGGUGGUGUUACAGUCUGGGCAGGUGUGUCUACUCAAUACAGAACUGCCCUACAUCUUGUGAAUGGUACAGUGAUAAGCCAAUACUACCUGAAUAACAUCAUUAAUCCAGUCAUUGUGCCCCUACAUGAACAACACAGGCCUAAUUUCAUCUUCAUGGAUGACAAUGCUUCAGCUCAUCGAAGUCGCAUCAUUAGGGAACGGCUGCUGAGGGCUGGGGUACCUCAAAUGGAGUGGCCUGCACUUUCUCCAGACCUGAAUCCCAUAGAAAACCUAUGGGAUGAGCUGAGUCGCCGUGUAGAGGCUCGUAACCCUGCACCCCAGAACCUCAAUGACCUGAGGGCCGCUCUUCAAGAAGAGUGGAAUGCCAUGCCUCAGCAGACAAUCGACUCGUGAACAGCAUGAGACGUUGUUGUCAAGCUGUAACUGAUGGUCAAGAGCACAUGACAAAUUAUUGAGACAUUGACAUUUUUUGUUGUUUUAUACCCACCACUGUUGGCUUUUGUUUCAAUAAAUUGUUUGAGAUGAGGAAAUCACCAUUGCAGCUUCUACUUAAAUGCCCUACUUUCAUGAUAUAAUAUCACUGUAGCAUGAACUUUUUACAUUUUCCAUAAAUUUCACCCAAAAUCCAAAUAUCCUUAACUUUUUGUGAGUAGUGUAUAUUGGGUUUACUACUAAAAGAGAGUCUUGUAGGUGGAAGUUGCCAAUGCUGUGUCACCUGGCUGGUCUGUUAUUUUUAUGGGAAUCACUUGUAUAUGGGUUUCCUUUGGGUAUUUGUUGGGGUUCUAUCAAUUUUCUUGAGUUGUGUUUCUUGCUUGUAUGAUCGAUUGUUUUUUUCUUAGUGUGUUCUAGGCAUUGAGCCCCCAGGGCAGGCCUCAAGUUGUCCUUCCUGUCAGGUGGUGGUGCUUUCAUCACUGCAUGUUGUAUGGCUAUGCAUGAUUUCACCAGUGUGCUGUGUGUGAACUGUGUGUAUUGGUCGAGGUAGCGUUUGUUGUAGACAGUUAAGGAGGUUGAAGUUGAGCCUGUCCUGGGUUGACUUUGGCUUGUGUAGUGUACACAAUCACCCCAGUGGAUGACUUGACCAAGGUUAAGAAUGUGCAUCAUUCCUUAUAAAGAAGGAACUGCUGGCAAUUAGAGCAGCGAGUGGUUCCUGAGUGCCCAUAACAAGUGAGUCCUCAUCAGAUGAGAUGGAAUUGUAGGCUGUGGUACCAGGGUGUGAGCAGACAGCACCUGAGUUAGUAUUAGUUUUUUAGACCAGUCAAUAGCAUUAAGCCCGGUGCAGGUGAGUCAAAGGCACCAAGUGGCAUUAAAGGGAAACUUUUUAAGACUUUGGAGCCAAGGUAAGAAGUUUUAGUGGGGGAGAAUGGGAGGGAGUUGCAAAGGACAGGGUGGGAAAUGGCAAGUUGCCCUUCUAACCCCCAUCAUCUUUCUCAAUCAGCAGGAUGGGGUCAUGGGAGCCCUCCUCAGCCUAGGUCUUGCGCUAUAACGGGCAUUUUUAGACCUUGGGACUAACUGUGUUUUGGCAAUCGUUGGGGUGACAAUCCAAGAGUGUGGGGUAGAUUGUGGUGAGUCACACAGUUGAGUUGUGCUUUAAAUCUAGGUUUUAAUGAGUGGGGUGUGGUUUAAUUACAGAAUGUUUGGAGAGUAUAUAUAUACUGGGUAGCGCCCCAGUGUAUAUAUAUUAUUCCCCAGUUAUAUCCAGUUAUAUCCCCCAGUAAUAUAUAUAAUCCGGGGGAUUACCCAUAUAACCCAGUUUGACCACACUUUGGGAUAUCCCAUUUCGAGUAUCGCUCAGGGCUGCUGCUGUGUUGAUGGUAUAUGUUGAUUGCCUACUUGGCUAAUGCUGAAUAGACUGCUUUAUGUUCUUUUCUCUUGCAUUUCUUCCCCUUAGUUGACAGAGUUAGUUUUUCAGUCACAGUAGUGGAUGUGUGGGCCUUUGGCUGCUCUCCCUUCUUCUGAAUUUUUUGCCGAUUGACGUUUUAGCUUGUGGGAAAUAUUUGGCCUCUGGGUGUGUAUGACAGGAAUUCCAGCCAUAGUGGCAAAAUAAUAGUAGCUGAACAAGGCAGUAGAUGUUGCUUUGAUGUGGUGCAUAGUGUAAAAUCGUUUUCUGUUCUUUUAGGUGGAAUUGUUUUACACCUGAAAGAAGUAGCCUUCUGGUUAUCUAAAUGGAAUUGCAGGGUGGCAUUCUGUGGCACUGCUGUCUUUACUGAUACCACUGCUGUCUUUGCUGCUGCUGUCUUUACUGACGCUGCUGCUGUCUUUGCUGACACUGAUGUUUUUGCUGGCACUGUUUUUGUUGUCUGUGUGGUUUCAUUUUGUUUUGUUUUGUUUUGUAUUGUGGAUUAUGAUGGGACAGGGAAAAAAGAUCUCCAAUGAUGUCCUCACUUUCUGCUGCAAGGUCUUGGAAUUCCCAAACCAGUCAGUUAUGCAGCUGCUCAGGACACUCUUGAUGGUCCCUUUGUAGAACAUGGUCAGGAUGGGGAGAGGAAGAUGGGCUUUUCUCAGCCUCCGUAGAUGCAGCCAGGCUUUCUUUCUUUCUUUCUU